Molecule: messenger RNA, 224 nt
Organism: Symbiodinium necroappetens
Lineage: Eukaryota; Dinophyceae; Suessiales; Symbiodiniaceae
Source: the annotation of a GenBank genome assembly
GACCUGGCGCUGGGACUGCAGAAGGCUUCAGCAGUCUUUGAAGCCCGAUUGCGACAGAUGGAAGCGGCCAAGGAUCAGGAGCUGGCAACGCUGCGGGAGAGGGCCAGUGCUGCACUCCGCAAGGUCGAAGAGCAGCGCGCUCUUGAAGUUCAGGGCCUGGCCCGGCAGCUGGAGGAGGAGCGAGCAGCCCGGGAUGCAGCUCAGUACCACAUCGAGAGCUUGCA